Molecule: messenger RNA, 1932 nt
Organism: Carya illinoinensis
Lineage: Eukaryota; Viridiplantae; Streptophyta; Magnoliopsida; Fagales; Juglandaceae
Exons: 15
Coding region: 280-1428 (382 amino acids)
Source: RefSeq, a predicted model, not a curated record
UGAAGUUACACGCAACGCCACCCGGGUCCUUUCCUUUCGUUCGGUACCAAAUUAGCCGAAUAGGGUUGUGCUCGCUGCGCUGCCAAAUACCCAGUCUAUUCCCAGUUCUCGCACUUGAGAGAGAGAGAGAGAGAGAGAGAGCGAGCGGGAGCGAACUUUCUUGCUCGACAGUCUUCAUUCAACUCGAACCUUACCUCGCCGAUUUUCAGAGGAGGUUUUAAUGCGUUAGUCUCCACAGGACCGUACAUAUAUUGAUAUACAUCUCCUGUAUUGCCGGCGAUGGCGCUCCCUAUUGGGAAGUUGACCAUCCUUGUUGGUGCAGGUAUUGUUGGUUCGGUACUUGCAAAAGAAGGACGUAUGUCAACUGUCUCUGAUUUUGUCUCGGGUGCUUUUAAGAUUGUUUUGAAGCAAAUUAAACAAGAUGAUUCUUCUCCGCCAGUUAAUAAGCCACGCAAUGACUCUCUAAUGGCUCAGGUUAACAGCCUGCGGCAGGAGUUGCAAAUGUUGGCAUCAAACAGACCCAUUACAAUUGUAACUGCAAGUCAAAGAGGUGCUACCAGAUAUGGUGUUAUUAUCAUUGUGGUAGUUCUAGGAUAUGGCUAUGUCUGGUGGAAGGGCUGGAAACUGCCUGAUAUGAUGUUUGCAUCAAGGCGUAGUUUAUCUGAUGCUUGCAAUUCCAUAGCUAAACAGCUUGAGAGUGUUUAUUCAUCAAUCUCGGCCACUAAGAGGGGACUAUCCUCAAGAAUGGAUGUCAUGGAUUCUACUUUGGAUGAAUGCGCAGCAAUUACUUCUGAAACACAACAGGAUGUCUCUGAGCUACGAAAAAAAACGGAUUUUGUUGGUGUAGAUGUCAUAAAUAUUCAAGAAGCAGUCCAGACCCUAGAAACCAAGAUCAGUAGAAUAGAAGGGAAGCAGGAUCUUACAAAUGAAGGAGUAAGGAGGUUGUGCGGUUACGCCUGGAGCAUGCAAAAUAGCAGAACCACGGAAAGUAUUCAGGCAUCGCCUUCAAGUUCCUCCAGGCCAGCUCUUGAACCACCAGCCACUCCAAGGGUGGUGUCAUCCAGUUCGUUAAGACCAGCUCUUGAACCACCACCAGUUACACCUUCGUCAAGGUCCGGAUCUUUGCCUCCUGCAUUAUCUCCCGAUCCUCCGUCUCCCUCAGAUUCCAGUGUAUCUAGCCAGGUUAAACGACCCUUGCAGAAUGCUGUCUCAUUGCCUGUUGUUCAGGACAUUGAUGGAAUUACAGAAGUGGUUGAUGCCGCAAGAAGUCAUGAGGUUUCUAAUGGGAUUCAAGCUCCCAAAGGCACAGAUAAUGGCACUUCGAGCUCCAGUCUGUUUGGGCUGAGGCUUCCUGGUAUCAGCGCUUCAUUUCUAACUAGAACGUUCAGUGCAACAAAUGCUGUGCCACAACAAAGACAGUUCAAAUAGUCAAGGAACGGUGAGGAUCAUGUAUUGAUCAUAAAUAAGUAUACAUAAGGUAUAUAAUAGGACUCCGCUCCGGUAUAAAGCUUUUAGAGGUUCAUUGUGGCUGGCCUCCUCAGGUCCUCCGUCAAAUAUAUAGAUUGUGCCCAUGCCGAAUUAAUGGAUAAAGGACUGGGUACUGAAUUUUGUAGAGCUGCCGCUUAUGUAGAAUGCCAUUUAAAACGGGAUUGCUCUCUCUCUUUUUUUUUUUAAAAAAAAAGACAAUUUUAAUAGGAUUAUUCAUGAGAUGUUUAACUAAAUUUAUGUGGCUUUUACUUUUUGGUCUAUAGAAUGGCGGCUGCUGGAAAGAUAGGUUUCCGCGAACAAAGAGAGGCUUCCAAAAUUAAGAAUAAUAAUUAAUGUAAUUUCCAGCUCAACAAUAAUGAUCUAUUACUACUAUUGGUCUCAAGUUUGAUGUGAAUGCUAGGUAAAUGUAAUGCAGUAAGGGGGUGUUUAAUUGGGCAAGUUUUA